GUCAGGCAAUCACUUGCAAAACCAGCAGGCUGUUGCACGUGUUAAGAAACACGUGUCCUCUAUCUUCUUUUGUUUAACAGUCAGCAUGACUAAGCAUGUAGUCCUUGGUCACUGAAAGUCGUUCCAACAGAUCAAUGAGUAACCAGAUUGUAAAACUGGUUUGUAAAAACUCUGGAAAUCAGAGGAGCAGGUAGAGCCACAGAUUGACAGCGUAUGUUUCUUAAGCAGCUUGCAAACAAUGUAUUCUAAUACAUCAGCUGAGCUCUUAAGAGUGUUAAUAUAAUUCAGCAAAGGCUUUGUGUUCCCUUAACCCUGCCAUUUUUAGUGCAGGAGCCGCUCGCCCCUUCUCCUUGCUCCCACUGUGCCCCUGAGAGCAGUAAGUUUGGAAGGCAGACUCCCACAGAGGAGGGAAGAGGGGAGAGCUUCCAGCCAGGGCUUGUGCAUUCUUCCCAUGAUGCUGAGGCCAGCCAUCAUGGGCUGUGAAAAGGGUGGGAUGAGAGUGACAAAGGACCUGGGAAAACAGCAAGCUGUAAAGCUCUCAGCAGAUGGGUGGCUCAUUUUCUUGCUGGCGCUUUAGAUGUGUGAGGGGUGGGACUCUGAGCUCAGCAGCUUGGCUAAAUGUUGGAGCAGCGCACUUGCAGAAGCACUUCGUAAGACCAGCUUCUAGGGCACUGGCCAGGACUGUGGUAUCUGCAACCUGACUCCGUACAAGAAACCCGUGGGAGCAAGAUUCAAAACAGACAGUCAACAUGAGCACAGCGGGCAAAGUUAUUAAAUGCAAGGCAGCAGUACUGUGGGAAGCAAAUAAACCAUUUUCUAUUGAGGAAGUGGAAGUUGCCCCACCAAAAGCACAUGAAGUUCGUAUUAAGAUUGUAGCCACGGGGAUCUGUCGCUCUGAUGACCACGUGGUGACCGGUGCUCUGGCUAUGCCUUUUCCAAUAAUCCUUGGGCAUGAGGCAGCUGGUGUCGUGGAAAGCGUCGGGGAGAAAGUAACCUCGUUAAAGCCAGGAGACACAGUUAUUCCACUCUUUGUUCCGCAGUGUGGGGAGUGCAGUUCUUGCUUAAGCACCAAGGGUAAUUUGUGCAAUAAAAAUGAUAUUUCUUCUUCACCUACUGGAUUGAUGGCUGAUGGCACCACUAGGUUCACCUGUAAAGGGAAAGCAAUUCAUCAUUUUAUUGGUACGAGUACGUUCACUGAAUACACAGUAGUGCACGAAACUGCUGUAGCCAAAAUUGAUUCUGCUGCUCCUCUGGAAAAAGUUUGUCUGAUUGGCUGUGGAUUCUCAACUGGUUAUGGGGCUGUUCUUCAGACUGCCAAGGUGGAAGCAGGCUCCACCUGUGCUGUCUUUGGCCUUGGAGGAGUUGGCCUCUCUGUUGUCAUGGGCUGCAAGGCAGCUGGAGCUUCCCGCAUCAUCGCCAUCGAUAUCAACAAGGACAAGUUUGCCAAGGCCAAGGAGCUGGGAGCCACUGAGUGCAUCAACCCUAAAGAUUUCAAGAAGCCCAUUCAUGAAGUGCUGACUGAAAUGACUGGCCAGGGUGUGGACUACUCCUUUGAGGUCAUCGGCCGUAUCGAAACCAUGACUGAGGCCUUGGCCUCUUGCCACUACAACUAUGGAGUCAGUGUGAUUGUGGGAGUGCCCCCUGCAGCACAAAAGAUUACUUUUGACCCCAUGCUUCUCUUCAGUGGUCGCACCUGGAAAGGGUCUGUCUUUGGAGGCUGGAAGAGUAAAGACGCAGUGCCCAAACUGGUUGCUGAUUACAUGAAGAAAAAGUUUGUUCUGGAUCCAUUAAUAACCCACACCCUUCCUCUCACUAAAAUCAAUGAGGGAUUUGAUCUGCUAAGGACAGGGAAGAGUAUUCGCAGUGUCCUGGUAUUGUAGGAUUCUCGAUGGCUUAGCAGCAGUACAAACUUCAUUCUCCACCAGUACAACUGACAUGAAUCAGACAUUUCUGAAAAGCAUCACCACCGCCUUCGCUUAAAAGGAUCAAGCUCAGCAUCUAGACUUCAAGCACAGCACUUAGAAUGGAAAUAAGAAACUUUCCUCCCAGCAUACGUUCUUCAUUACUGCUUUCAAGUUUCUGCAUUGUGAUGCCUAUUUCUCUUAAUAUCCAGUAAUGAUAUUACAGUCCUGACUUCUGGCACCAGUGUUAUGAAAAGUUUGGUUUGGUUUCUCACCUUUAACUGUGAAUACUGGGUAAUUGGGAAGAAACAGGUGACAGCCUGCAAAAAAUCAAACUAAGAAUCCUACAGUUUUUCUUCAUUUGUAAUCUGGAAACAGGAACAGAGGCUGCUUCUAUUCAACCACCUCACUAUGAGGCCUGUUCCUAUGUCAGACCACACAGUAAAAAGAAAAAAUUUCUUACUA
Numida meleagris (helmeted guineafowl) is the source of this 2366-nucleotide messenger RNA. Its product is annotated as alcohol dehydrogenase 1. The transcript is spliced from 9 exons. Gene Ontology annotation, biological process: retinol metabolic process; retinoic acid metabolic process. Gene Ontology annotation, molecular function: zinc ion binding; all-trans-retinol dehydrogenase (NAD+) activity. The record is from RefSeq and is a predicted model, not a curated record. The coding region runs from base 750 to 1880 and encodes 376 amino acids. NCBI's taxonomy places the organism in Eukaryota, Metazoa, Chordata, Aves, Galliformes, Numididae. Gene Ontology annotation, cellular component: cytosol.